Molecule: messenger RNA, 4198 nt
Organism: Procambarus clarkii (red swamp crayfish)
Lineage: Eukaryota; Metazoa; Arthropoda; Malacostraca; Decapoda; Cambaridae
Source: RefSeq, a predicted model, not a curated record
UGGUCCAGGUGAGAGGCCCGACCACACCAACUCUCACUACCUCACCUGCAACAGGUCCCCUGCUACACCUCUGUAACCCGGCAGGAUGAGCGCUCCCGCCGGGAUGGAAGUUGGCGCCCAGAAGGUAAGGCGGCGAAACCCAAAGAAAACUAAGGGCGGUGAGAUGGCGUCCCAGGACUGCCAGGUGUGCCUCGAGCCCUACGACGACAACAUACGUCGCCCUCGCUGCCUCAGUUGCGGCCACACCUUCUGCACCUCCUGCAUCGCCGACACCAUCACCCGCGGACCUCUCUACUGCCCCUUCUGUCGCGUCAUCCACGCCUCGCCCGUCUCCCGCGCUGACGAUGUUCCUGUCAACUACACAGUGGUCAGUCUUCUGCAGGACUCGUCCUACUCCCUGGGGACGGAGAGGUCACUGGCACUGCUCUCCGAGCUGAAGAGAGAGGCUAACGACCUUACCACUGCCCAGUUAGUGACCUGUAACUGCCACCUCACGCGACUCACAGACUUCAAGAAGCGCCUUUCGGAGCAGCGAAGCGUGCAUCAGGUGCAGAUCCAGGCGCUGAAGACGCUGAUAGAGAGGAACGAGAGCCUCCUGCAGGACAUGACCAGCACCGAGGGACAGGUAGACAGCAUCAUCACCGCCGGCGUGGACAAGCGAGCAACGCUGGAGGUGGCGCAGGCGCGUGUCAACGCCGCCACCACGCUGCUGGAGGUCACGGCUGCCCACCACCAGGACCAGGAGAGGGACGGCUCCGUCCGGGAGUGGAGUUCCGCUGCCCACCAAAUACUCCAAUCCCAGAUCCUCAUCGCUGCCAGGGAGGUGGAGCACGUCACCACCGCCGCCCUGCAAGCCGUGGUGGGCCGCAGCAUGUCCGCAGCCGCAGCCGCCCUCACACCCACGAAGCCGCAGUCGUCUGACGACCUGCCGGACACGUGGAAGAUCCUGCAGGAGGUGAUGAGCAAGGCGCGGCUGGUCGGGACGGGCGUCUGGGCUGUCAUGGACAUUGACGGACGACGACGUUGUGCUAAGAUGGUCACAGUCGACGACCGUCUCUACCUCUCAGCGCUCAGAGAGGGAGAUCCUCCCAUCUACACCCACACAAUGCCUUACCGCAACGUGCGUCGCCUGGUCGACGAGACGUGCGUCAGGAUCUUCCUGGAGCUGACGUGGGGCGGUAAGGUGCAAGGGAAAGUGUGCAUCAAGCUGCUCAACACGGCACCGAGGACACGGCAGUUCUUCUUCCUGUGCUCCGGAGAGCGCGGUCCAUCUUACAGCAGCACCAGCUUCUUCGAAGUGGAGAGCCGCGGACAGCCCGGCGAGCGGGUGUGGGGCGGAGACUACGAGAACAACGAUGGCAGCGGCGGGUCCGCUCUCCCGGGCCUUAUCAUGGGCGACCUCAACGUCCAGACGGUCACGGCGGGACUGGUGGCCGGGUACUGCUACGGCGACGAACACCGCAAGCCGUCACACUUCGUCAUUUACAAUAAUGACUGUCCUGUCGCCUACGAAGAGUGCCCCAUUGGCAAGGUGGAAAGUGGGAUGGAUUUAGUUCGUGCGGCGGCCAAGCUGGCGAAUGUACAAGAAGCCAUUGUUAGUGACUGUGGCAUUGUACUCUCUAUCUAACACAUCCACCUCAGUCUUGCCUCGGCAAGAAAAAGUCACUUAAUGAAUUUUUGAUCCGCCUUCUUUAACCUAUAAUCUGAUAUGAAUUUGUUUCCUUUUGGGUUCAAGGUUUCGCUCACCGAGAGUCGGACAUUUGCAGUUGUUUCUGACCAUGAGUUAAUUGUGAGAAGCAUCGUGAGAGGAAACACUGUGUGAGUGAAUAUCUCGCGAAGUUCAACACUGACUGUUUAUGAGUGAAGGAGCGACUGUAUAUUAUGGUUAUAAUGAGUGGAGUUACAGAGUGGUUCGGGCUGAGGCCAGACGCAUAACGGAGUAUACAACACACCACGUCCAUUUUCCCUGAGAAAUUAACCCAGAAAUAUUUGUCAAAUUUCUUAAACAAAUUGCGAUUAUAAGUUCACUCUCAAGCAUGUAUGUUUCUUGGUUUUUCUUAAAUUAUCACUGUAUUUAGAUAUAUGUUAGAGUAUCUUAUCCUUGUGGACGGGCCGCUUCCCUGAAGUCUUCACACACUACUUGCCUCUCUCUCUACACCCAGAAGGAGGCAUUUUUGCUCCAGCUGCAACAUAAUUGUUGUAAUCUUUUCCCCAGAUCCUGUCCCUCUGUGUACGUGUUUUCGUGUGAAUGUGUGUCUGUGCGCAUCACCCAAUCUGUGUUUACCUGUACUUACACGAAAUAGGAUUCGGCUCCUAGGCCCCGCCUCUGUUCUUGUCCCUAACACAACUGGCAUUAUCACGUCUACUUUUAAGUCUACGUAUGGAUGUUAUUGUUGGUUUAGAUUCAGCUUCUCGGAACAAAAGGUUGCAAGCAGCACGGGCUAUGGUGAGCCCAUUGUACUCACCUGGCACAGUAGAUGUGCGUGCCACAUAUGGAGCCUACCUGAGCUGCUUCCAUGAUUAGUCACGCAAUCGCCAACCCGACGCUAACGCAAGUAAUGCUAAUAUCCCUGUAACUUUAUUAGUUUCUUAAUGUCAAGCAGUACUCCCUCGUCCUGUUAUCUUCGAUGCCAUAUUGCCCGUCCUCCCAGUUAAUUCUAUGAUCAUUUUAUAGCUAUGACUCGUCCCAGCAAUAUUCUCGUUCAGUGACGCUACUUUCAAUAUUCUCUUAGGGCACAUCUCUCAGCUUUGGAUCUAGUCUGUGGGGCACACAUCCGCCUGCCAGUGUUAAUGCUCCAGACACUGCCUGCCAGUGUAAAUGCUCCAGACACUGCCUGCCAGUGUAAAUGCUCCAGACACUGCCUGCCAGUGUUAAUGCUCCAGACACUGCCUGCCAGUGUAAAUGCUCCAAACACUGCCUGCCAGUGUUAAUGCUCCAGACACUGCCUGCCAGUGUAAAUGCUCCAGACACUGCCUGCCAGUAUAAAUGCUCCAGACACUGCCUGCCAGUGUAAAUGCUCCAGACACUGCCUACCAGUGUAAAUGCUCCAGACACUGCCUGCCAGUGUUAAUGCUCCAGACACUGCCUGCCAGUGUUAAUGCUCCAGACACUGCCUGCCAGUGUAAAAGCUCCAGACACUGCCUGCCAGUGUUAAUGCUCCAGACACUGCCUGCCAGUGUAAAAGCUCCAGACACUGCCUGCCAGUGUUAAUGCUCCAGACACUGCCUGCCAGAGUCAAUGCUCCAGACACUGCCUGCCAGUGUAAAUGCUCCAGACACUGCCUGCCAGUGUUAAUGCUCCAGACACUGCCUGCCAGUGUUAAUGCUCCAGACACUGCCUGCCAGAGUCAAUGCUCCAGACACUGCCUGCCAGUGUAAAUGCUCCAGACACUGCCUGCCAGUGUUAAUGCUCCAGACACUGCCUGCCAGUGUAAAUGCUCCAGACACUGCCUGCCAGUGUUAAUGCUCCAGACACUGCCUGCCAGUGUUAAUGCUCCAGACACUGUCUGCCAGUGUUAAUGCUCCAGACACUGCCUGCCAGAGUCAAUGCUCCAGACACUGCCUGCCAGUGUAAAUGCUCCAGACACUGCCUGCCAGAGUCAAUGCUCCAGACACUGCCUGCCAGUGUAAAUGCUCCAGACACUGCCUGCCAGAGUCAAUGCUCCAGACACUGCCUGCCAGAGUCAAUGCUCCAGACACUGCCUGCCAGUGUAAAUGCUCCAGACACUGCCUGCCAGUGUUAAUGCUCCAGACACUGCCUGCCAGAGUCAAUGCUCCAGACACUGCCUGCCAGUGUAAAUGCUCCAGACACUGCCUGCCAGAGUCAAUGCUCCAGACACUGCCUGCCAGAGUCAAUGCUCCAGACACUGCCUGCCAGUGUUAAUGCUCCAGACACUGCCUGCCAGAGUCAAUGCUCCAGACACUGCCUGCCAGUGUAAAAGCUCCAGACACUGCCUGCCAGAGUCAAUGCUCCAGACACUGCCUGCCAGUGUUAAUGCUCCAGACACUGCCUGCCAGUGUUAAUGCUCCAGACACUGCCUGCCAGAGUCAAUGCUCCAGACACUGCCUGCCAGUGUUAAUGCUCCAGACACUGCCUGCCAGUGUUAAUGCUCCAGACACUGCCUGCCAGAGUCAAUGCUCCAGACACUGCCUGCCAGAGUCAAUGCUCCAGACACUGCCUGCCAGAGUCAAUGCUCCA